UCCUUGUGACAUUAGCCAUCUUUGGAAUUGGCCAUUAUCGGGGGCAUUUGUGUUUCACAAGCACAUCUUGUUGAAGUGUGAAAAGGGUUGUUGCAGGUUAGAAGCUUGGGAUUUUCCUGUAAUUUCGGUAGUUUCAAGUUUCACCCCCCCCUUCCGUGAAUAAAACAAGAGUUUUUUUUGUUUUGUUUUUAAACCCAGCAUUUAUUCAGUUGUCACAAUCCUUGUAUUUUGAGAUUGCUUUCCAUUUUCAAAGUAAACGUAUUAUGAACAAAAUUUAAUGAAUUUAUAUUUCAUUAAUAAUCAUCUAUUUAUUCAUUUAUUCAUCUAUCAUCUCUAUUUCAUUAUUUUUAUUUAAUUGCCUCUUUGUGUGUCAUAGUGAUGAUAGACAAUUAAAUUCAUGUUAUAUCAGUAUAUAAGAUCAAAAAGAUUUAAAACAAGAAUUAUUGUAACGUUGAAAACUUGUUUUUUUUUUUUUUUUAUUCAAAACAUUCAUUUCCAAGUUAUAUGCUCGGCCGGUCUUUAGCCUAACCUUGAUAGUAUUAUUUACUUCCGGUAAACACAAAAACUCACCAAAAUAUUGGAUGCUAUAUUUUUAGUCAAGAGAAAUGACGAUCUGUGGUCUCGCGAAUAUUGAAAUUGAUGGUGACAGCAAAGAAAUAUCUGUAUUUUGUAAACAUGAAUUGCCACAAACGGGAUCUAAAAUCAUAGGCGCUGUUUCUGUUCUGUUUGUUCAACCACCUGUUUUAACAGAGCAGUGCAAAAAUUCUCAAACCCACCGACAAAGCUUUACUGGAGCUGAUAAAUUUGGAGAAUAUCAUGGACAAACAGGUCAUAAUGGUCAACCAGAUAUUGUAUAUAAUCACAGUGAGAAGUUGAGGGUACCAUCAUCCUUGUCGGUUAUUAGUAUUCCAUUUGCCGAAUUACUCGAAAAACAUUUCUCCCAGCCACAAAAUUCUGAGAAGAGUAUAGAACAUCAGAGUGGUUCGGAUGUAGAGCAUCAGCAGUUUAGCCAUAACGAUCAAAACCUUUCAAAAGAGGACACCCUCACAGCUAGAAAAGUUAUAGUAGACCUGAGUGGAGAAUUGUCUCUUCCAGAGACUGAUACUAAUGUCGGGCAACGUGUUGAAGACAGUCCAGCAGAAAAAAUGACGAAAAUGAAACCGCAGACAAGCUCUAAUCCCAGUGUUCAAUCUGUACGCCAAAAGUUCAUGCAUAACCAAAAGUCUAUGAAGGUGCAAAACAAUCCAUGUACUUCAAGAAUGAUAUCCCUAUCCCGCCUGCCAGGUCAGGCUGAAAGAUUCCAGACGAGUGACCGAGAGUCGAGUUCAUCGUCAUACUCCCACAAUAUACAACGGUCAUCACACCAUUAUUCCUCCCAAAGAAAUUCCAGGUCGAUUAUCCUGAAGCGUAGAGGAUUUGAUUUGCAUUGUUUUGUGUGCCAUCAAGUUCUAGAAACAUAUAGACAAGUGGGAGAACAUUGUAGGUUACAUAAUCUGAGACAACAGUGCCCAGUAUGCAAAGCCAAAUUUUCAGCCACCUCCAAUAUGAAAAGACAUUGUUUAGGACACUUUAGUCAUGCAUUUUAUCCGUGUUCUUUCUGCAAGGCCACCUUUAGAAGAAAAGAUAAUCUCCGAACACAUAUGCUAAGACAUUUGCAAAGGGGCAAUAAAAGUAAAAAUGCUGAAAGUAAGGGGGAUAAGUCAAAUUGUCCAGAAGUGGCAAACCCAUCGGAUGAUGGAGAUGCUGCAGAUAAAGUAGUGGCUGAACAGUUUUGUGAAAUAGUAGAAAAUAUGGAAAGUUCUGAUCCAGGACCACAGGAAUAUGCUGGGGUUGUAAGCAUGUCAGUGAAGCAAGAAAAGGCAUCUGAAGAUGAGAAAGAAAUAAACGAAACUCCUGCCGAGAACAUGCAGGAAGAAUCUAGUAAUCCCAUAGAUGUAGAUCAGGAUAUUGAAGAUGGAAAUCCGAUAGAGGAGGGAAGGAUUGUCAGCUACAACUGCAGUUCUUGUGGAUUGAAAUUCUCUGACGUACAAAGCAUAAGAAAACAUGUAAUUAGGCACCAUGCUGAACAAAUCAAUCCAGGGACCAAUGAAGAAGAAGAAGUUAACAUGUACCUGCCACUUAGUCAAUCUGAACUGUACCAAGCACCAGAAGUAGAGCAUGCCUUAGCUGAUGAUCAUUCUCUGUCCCUAGUACCAGAUACUGCAGCAGACAAUGACCUAGCAAUGGCAAGCAACAGAAUUUUAUUUUCUAACCAAGGUUAUAACCUUAGUGAUGUUAUUGACAUUGAAAAUUUAAGUCAGAUGUCAAAUAGUGAUGUAAGUCAGAGCACAGUUACCUCAGAGCAGGCUUCAUGUGCAGGCAUGAACUCGUUAAGUGAACCUGCUUCAUUAAAUAUGCCAACAUCCUCUGGUCAUCCAAAACGUGGCGUCCUUGGGUCAACAGCGCUGAUCUGCAGUAUAUGUCAGCAAUACCUACAGUCGGGAGACUCCAUUAUGGAGCACCAAACCUUGCACACUAAUGUGAUGGGAAGGGCACUUUGGUGUGUAGUUUGUGGCACCCGUUUCAGUUCUAAGGAUUGUUUACGCCGUCAUGUUUACAAUCAUAUGGGCACUCGCUUUAAAUGUCCUAUGUGUUCAAGUGUAUAUAGUAGGAAAGAUAAUUUGAAGAAACAUGUCAAAGAUGUCCAUCAUUAUCAUUAUGACAAAAAUGGAAGUAUAAGGCCAUUAGUACAAUUUCAGGAAUGAUGAUAUCCAGGGAACUAUUCAUCGUUGCUAGCCAUGCUUACUGAGUUUGGGAGUACCUUGUGUGAACAGAGACAGUAGGCAAGGUUUGCGACGAUGGGAAAUACUCUACUUAUUUGUAUUUUUUUCACAUAGAUACAUUUUAUAUAAGAUUUCUUCCCAUUAUUUUCAUAUCUAUCUAUAUAUAUUUUUUUCAGUAGUAAGCCUACGAUUUUGCUGUUUUAUAGUGUUUUAUUUCUCAAGAAGAUUAAAAAUAAAAUGGAGCCAAAUCUUUAUACAAUAGUUCCAUCUAUGAAAGUCAAUUUAAAAUGAUAUUUAUAAAUACCUUUUUUUGUAGUAAAUGUUAUUGGUAUUAUUACUGUGAAGCAUUGCUCUAUCAAAAGUUUGGGUUUGUGAGGUAGGAGUGUAUACAUCUUAUUUAUUAUGGUAGAGGCAGACAAAGGAAAAGAGAUGUAGGGUUUAUUAAUCAUCGAAUGUUCUUUAAUUAGUCACAAACAUAAUGUUUCUAAUGUGAAAAAAUGACAAGCAGACAACACAGUGUUUGCUGCUACCUUUUGUUUCAGCAUUUAACAUGCUAUAUGGAACUCCAGUUAUUACUGUAUGUGCUAUAAUUAUUUUUAUCAAAAUGUUGUAGCAAGGAGAAUAUACCAAUCUCAUGAAUGUAAGAUGGUAAUAUAAAAUACAUGGUUUUAGUAAAUAAAGUAAACUUAAAAAUCUUCAUAUGAAGUAUGGGACUAGGGCCAUAAUUUAAGGUAGCUUACUACACUAAAGCUCAUUCUCUGUAUGACACCAUGUCACAAGGUGGCGAUUUAAAUGUUUUGUGAAAUUAUUUGUAUUGAUCGAUUUGUUUGUUUACCAUCAUAGCUCAGUGGUUAAAGCAUUGGGCUGGUGAACUGCAGAUCUUGAGUUCAAAUCCGGCAGAGUCUUUUGUUCAUAUGUGUUAAAAUAAAUUUUUGAAAAUCAUAUUUUUAACCAAAUUUACUUUCUGCCUUUUUGACAUAUAUAUUUACUUAUAUAUAGUUUAUGAUUAAAUCCAUUCAUACUGAUUUGAGAAACUAUUUCAGGGUGUAGUGAGCCACCUUCAUGUUUCUUUCUUUUAUAUAUAGAAAUAUAUAUAUACAUUGAUUAUUUUUUUCAGCUCGAUGGAUUUAUUAGUAUAUUACCGUAUCCAAGUUUAUGAAUAUUUUUAUUUGUAUAGAUCAUACAUUUGGCCAAUGAUUUGUUAAUUUAUGUACAAGUGUUUUAUACUCUUUAAUGAUUCCAAUAAAUUAUUUGUGCUAUA
Ostrea edulis (European flat oyster) is the source of this 4023-nucleotide messenger RNA. Its product is annotated as zinc finger protein 236-like. Gene Ontology annotation, biological process: regulation of transcription by RNA polymerase II. The record is from RefSeq and is a predicted model, not a curated record. Lineage: Eukaryota; Metazoa; Mollusca; Bivalvia; Ostreida; Ostreidae. Gene Ontology annotation, molecular function: RNA polymerase II transcription regulatory region sequence-specific DNA binding; DNA-binding transcription factor activity, RNA polymerase II-specific. The transcript has 2 exons. Gene Ontology annotation, cellular component: nucleus. Bases 606 to 2744 code for a protein of 712 amino acids.